AUGGCUGCGGCGCCAGGUUACAGGCCCGCCAGACCUGCCAGGCCCGCGCGCCAAAAGCCCAAGUCGUCACAUCCCCAGCCAUUGGAUGCCGACGAUCUCUCGCGGAGACUUCGUAUCGUCCUCGCUGAGCAGAAGGCGCACUCCGAGAGGAAGAGGAGGGCCAGAGCCGAGGCCGAGAGACGCAGCAGGCCCGAUUCGUCCGGAGCGGCAGUCAAGGAAAAGUCGCCAAACGUUCCCGCGCAACCAGCGAAGGCCACGGAGAGAAGCGAGGGGGACAAGCCGCACAAAAGCAAGCUUCAUCUGACAGCCUCCAAGACCUCGUCCACCUCGAGCCAAAAGGAUGACCAAGAAAGCCAUGCCCCUGGCCAUCCGUACAUUCCUCAGGUGGCGGCUGCGCAGUUUGCCCGCACGACGACGGUCGAGACCUUGUCGGAGAGGCAUAUCGUCCACAAGCUGUCCAAAAAGGCCAUGAAAUUCCACCUCGACGGCCCCAACGCGAGCCGGGAAAUGGCGGGCAUUACGGCCGGCAGUGCUCCCUUCGAACAGGCACAAGCCCUGCGGAGGGCGCAUAAUGCACGCGAGCGGCAGUACGAGCGCAACCAGUUUCAGCACCCGUUCAACCUCGAGACGACGGCUGAAGUCGAUGAGCUACCACCGCUCAUCCCUCAGCGGCGGACCUUCGAAACGCACUUCAACCCUAGCAAGGACAGUGCGGAAAAGGAGGCCAGAAGGAGGAGCACGGGUAGCAUCUUGGGAAAGGCAGAGCCUCAGCUCAGAGCUUCCUGCGAAAUUCCAUCUCUGGCAGAGUAUGCCGAGCCGACGAAGGGCGACGAUGUUGUGGGCGGGCCACUCGAGCAUCAACGAGUCGACUGGACCCAGAGCGACGAGGCGCAGAGCCAGUCGAUACCUGCGAACAUACCGUUUCAGUCUCUGCCGCCUCUCCGCAAGCCAGAUUCGAAAUGGACGCUGCGAGGUCGCCUCGGAAGUUUCACCAAGCAUGGAAAGGAGGACAAGCCCCCUUCCCCGCCUGACGAGAAAGUAGGGUCCCUGGAAUCGCCCAAAUCUCCGGUCGCUGGGUUCUUUGCGCGGUUCAAGCGUUAG
This is a messenger RNA of Purpureocillium lilacinum, 1101 nucleotides long. RefSeq lists its product as uncharacterized. NCBI's taxonomy places the organism in Eukaryota, Fungi, Ascomycota, Sordariomycetes, Hypocreales, Ophiocordycipitaceae. The record is from RefSeq and is a predicted model, not a curated record.